Molecule: messenger RNA, 1109 nt
Organism: Pieris napi
Lineage: Eukaryota; Metazoa; Arthropoda; Insecta; Lepidoptera; Pieridae
Gene: RhoGDI
Product: rho GDP-dissociation inhibitor 1
Exons: 6
Coding region: 208-825 (205 amino acids)
Biological process (GO): Rho protein signal transduction
Cellular component (GO): membrane; cytosol; cytoplasm
Molecular function (GO): protein binding; Rho GDP-dissociation inhibitor activity
Source: RefSeq, a predicted model, not a curated record
CACAUCACUACACGAGUCACGACCACGGGCCGGAAGCGUUGUGCACGUCAGUCAUUCAUUUUUGAUCUAAAGAUUUUUACAAACUAAGUAAUUUUCCUAUCAAUUUUAUUUCGAUUUCAAGUUGUUUGAGAGACGCUAAAAACCGGGUGCUACAAAUAUAUUGUGAAUAUUGCUUUUGCAUUUACGUCUUAUUUUUAAGAAACUAACAUGUCUGGAGAACCUGAUGUUGCUCGUACUCCAGAGGAGGAAACUGAGGAAGAAAUCAAAUCCUCUUACAAACCACCUCCGGAGAAGACCAUCGAGGAGAUCCUUGCUGCUGACCAGGAAGAUGAGUCUUUACGGAAGUAUAAAGAGGCAUUGUUAGGACAGGUGCAGGCUGGACCUAUUAUCGUUGACGCUAAUGACCCACGGAAAGUGAUUGUCAAAAAGCUGGCGCUGUGCGUUGCUGAACGUGAUGACUUAGAGCUAGACCUCUCUGGAGACCUUACUGAUCUCAAAAAACAGGUAUUCACUAUAAAGGAGGGUGUGCAAUACAAAAUAAGAAUCGACUUCAUAGUGCAGCGUGAGAUCGUGCACGGACUCAAGUAUGUGCAAAAGACCUACCGUAUGGGUGUGCCAGCUCCUGUGGACAAAAUGACACACAUGGUCGGAUCUUACCCUCCCAAAACCGAGAUUCAGUCAUAUACCACGCCCCCUGAAGAUGCGCCUUCGGGGAUGAUGGCGAGAGGAUCCUAUUCUGUCAACAGCCUCUUUACUGAUGACGACAAGAAUGUCCACCUUCAGUGGGAGUGGACCUUUGACAUCAAGAAGGACUGGAAGGAUUAGAUAGGAUGGGUGAGGUCCAGUACUUCCAGCGUUGCGGUAAAUUUACUGAUUUUAUAGAAUAUCUACUGUAGAAACAGUAGAUUGCGAAAAAUACAAUUAACGGUUUGUUAAUACGUUAAAAUUUUAAGAAACUCUUUAUAAAGAACUCUGGACUUUAGUGGAACUACUUAGUCUGGAAGUACUGGUGAAUCUGCGGCCCAAAAGGAAAUUGCCCAUACCCAGCAAAAUAUACUUAAAAGAGAAUUGAAAAUCAACCCGAUUCUGCAAUGGAAUAAAUAAUAGUU